UCUGAUGGUGCUCUCUGGGUGCUGUGUAUGAACAGCUGGGGUGAGGGCAGAAAAAAACAGAUGUGUGGAGAGGUGUGACCCAGUAAGAGGUGACGGUGAUUAAUAUCCGGCAGGGGAAGGAAGAGAGCAGUGGUAAAUGUGGGCACACAUCACAGGGCCUGGGUGUCCACCCCAAUGGCACUGUCACCCCACCCACCUUCCUGCCCCUCCUCCAGACUGCUGGCGCGAGGGUGGGAGGGGAGCUUUCCUUCCGUGCCAGCAUCUCUGUUUUCUUCUGGUCUGCAAUGUGAUUGUCCCAAACCCUCUGGGUUCUUCUAUGUUGGAACUGUUGCCAUGGAGACCUCCUGAGAUGCCUCACUGACCUCUAGCUUCCAGUUUGACUUCGGAUAGAGGGCAAUUUGCAUAUUUCUCCGAAGAACCAUCCAGAACCUGAGCAGCCUGUCUUCAAACAGAAAGAGGCCCACGGCUGUUUCUUGAAAUCUGGGGCUGGGAAUGGCCACGUGGAACAGGCCAUGCCAGAAGCUGCCUCAGCAGCCUCUGGUAGCUGAACCCACUGCAGAGGGGGAGCCACACCUGCCCAUGGGCCGGGAGCUGACUGAGGCCAACCGCUUCGCCUAUGCUGCCCUCUGUGGCAUCUCCCUGUCCCAGCUAUUUCCUGAACCUGAACACAGCUCCUUCUGCACAGAGUUCAUGGUAGGCCUGGUGAAGUGGCUGGAGUUGUCCGAAGCCGUCUUGCCAACCAUGACUGCUUUUGCGAGUGGCCUGGGAGGUGAAGGAGCAGAUGUGUUUGUUCAGAUUUUACUGAAGGACCCCAUCUUGAAGGACGACCCGACGGUGAUCAUUCAGGACCUUCUGAGCGUCUCACUCAAGGAUGGUGGAGAGACUGAGGCCCAGAGAGGGGAAGGGUCUUCCAUGCGGACACACAGCGGCAGAGGGCACUAUGAUGCCCGGGCCAGAGUCCUCGUGUGCCACAUGACCUCCCUGCUCCAGGUGCCCUUGGAGGAGCUGGAUGUCCUUGAAGAGACAUUCCUGGAGAGCCUGAAGGAAAUCAAAGAGGAGGAAUCUGAAAUGGCCGAGGCAUCCCGGAAGAAGAAAGAAAACCGGAGGAAAUGGAAGCGUUAUCUCCUGAUAGGACUGGCGACUGUCGGAGGCGGAACAGUGAUCGGUGUGACCGGAGGUCUCGCUGCACCCCUUGUUGCCGCUGGAGCAGCGACGAUAAUUGGCAGUGCGGGGGCAGCGGCUCUGGGCUCAGCAGCCGGCAUAGCCAUCAUGACCUCGCUGUUCGGUGCAGCUGGAGCUGGCCUGACAGGAUACAAGAUGAAGAAGCGAGUGGGAGCCAUUGAAGAGUUCACGUUUCUGCCUCUGACGGAAGGCAGGCAGCUGCACAUCACCAUCGCCAUCACUGGGUGGCUCGCAUCCGGCAAAUACCGCACCUUCAGUGCCCCGUGGGCCGCCCUGGCCCACAGCCGUGAGCAGUACUGUCUGGCCUGGGAAGCCAAGUACCUGAUGGAGCUCGGCAACGCCCUGGAGACCAUCCUCAGUGGUCUCGCCAACAUGAUGGCCCAGGAGGCUCUAAAGUACACAGUAUUGUCUGGCAUUGUGGCUGCCCUGACCUGGCCAGCCUCACUCCUCAGUGUCGCCAAUGUCAUCGACAACCCCUGGGGGGUGUGUCUCCAUCGAUCAGCAGAGGUUGGCAAGCACCUGGCCCACAUCCUGCUCUCCCGGCAGCAGGGCCGGCGACCUGUCACCUUGAUUGGCUUCAGCCUGGGAGCCAGAGUCAUCUACUUCUGUCUGCAAGAGAUGGCUCAGGAGAAAGAACAAUUGGAUUGCACUUUGGUGUUUGUUUGCUUGUUUGUUUUGAGACAAGAUCUGGCUCCAUCACCCAGGCUGGUGUGCAGUGGUGUGGUCAUAGCUCACUGUGACCUCAAACUCCUGAGCUCAAGCAAUCUACCUGCCUCAGCCUCCCAAGUAGCUGGGACUGCAGAUUGCCAAGGGAUCAUUGAGGAUGUCGUCCUGCUGGGUGCACCUGUGGAGGGAGAAGCGAAGCACUGGGAGCCUUUCCGGAAGGUGGUGUCCGGGAGGAUCAUCAACAGCUACUGCAGAGGAGACUGGCUGCUGAGUUUCGUGUACCGCACGUCCUCGGUGCAGCUCCGUGUCGCCGGCCUACAGCCCGUGCUGCUGCAGAACAGGAGGGUGGAGAAUGUGGACUUGACCUCUGUGGUCAGCGGCCACCUGGACUACGCCAAGCAGAUGGACGCCAUCCUGAAGGCUGUGGGCAUCCGCACCAAGCCAGGCUGGGACGAGAAGGGGCUCUUGCUGGCCCCAGGCUGCCUGCCCGCCGAGGUGACUCGCCAGGCAGCAGCUGCCACCUCAUCAGGAGAUAUCCCCCACCACGUUGGGCAAACCCAGGGUCCCACAUCCGGAGACACCUCCAAAUUGGCCAUGUCCACAGACCCCAGCCAAGCCCAGGUGCAGACAGGGCUGGACCAAUCUGAAGGGGCCUCCCUUUCUGCUGCUGCCAGCCCUGAAAGCACCCCCAUCUGCAGCCAUGGCACGGACCCCAACCCACUGGGCUGCCCCGAUUGUGCCUGCAAGACCCAGGGCCCCAGCCCGGGGCUGGACUGACCACAGCAGGGCACCUGAGCCGUCUUUCCCAAUCUCUCUGUACAGCUCUCUCUUAUACCCUCGGGUUCCUCCUGGGAGCUCUGGAGGUGCGGGAUUUCCACAGGUCUCUUUCCUAAACUGAAGGAAUUGGGACUGAAAGGGAAAGGAAAUGGAAGGAAGGAGAAUUUGGAGGAGAGAACACGCCCAUCCUGGGGAAGCUGCCUGUCCCCAGGGAAACCCCACCAGGGAGCAGCUGCCCCCUCCUCAGAGACCUGCAGAGUCAACCAAGCACGGGUUAGAGUCCCAGAACUGGAAACCAACGGUGGGCUUUCUGUACUGCUUCUCAUAGCUUUGGAGUCUGGCUGUGCAUCAGGAGGUCCCGAGGGCUCUCUGGGGCCUGAGGCUCCCACACCACCUCUCCCUGGCCUCAGUAAAACCAGGUGUAUGCCUGCUCUUCCAUCCACACUCCAGGGCUGCCCACCAGCUGACAGCCACUAUCAACUGGCAGUAACAGAGCAGGUGCAGGUACAAAGAGGGCGGCUCACUCCUGCUCUUAGGAGAUCCAAUCAGAUCUGCCCUGUACAGCCAUGUAGGCUGUGCACUGCACAACUCCAGGGACAUUAGUCACACAGAUGCAAUGUGAGUGUGCUCCCCUAUCAUGCAACAUCUGGACAUAACUAACAGAGCAUGGCGAAUACAUGCUGAAUUGCUUUCAGUAAGGCUGUGAACUAGGCCUGGGGACAAGAAUGAAUUUUACAUGGAAAGAAUUUCCUGUAGCAGGAACAGAGGGGAUAACAACAGCAAUAAAUAAUAAUAAGAAGCUACCACUUCUUGAGCAUGUACCACA
Piliocolobus tephrosceles (Ugandan red Colobus) is the source of this 3451-nucleotide messenger RNA. It is a transcript of the gene TMCO4, whose product is annotated as transmembrane and coiled-coil domains 4. The transcript has 17 exons. The coding region runs from base 493 to 2625 and encodes 710 amino acids. Lineage: Eukaryota; Metazoa; Chordata; Mammalia; Primates; Cercopithecidae. The record is from RefSeq and is a predicted model, not a curated record.